This is a messenger RNA of Aspergillus vadensis CBS 113365, 1510 nucleotides long. Its product is annotated as GIY-YIG nuclease family protein. The coding region runs from base 33 to 1118 and encodes 361 amino acids. The record is from RefSeq and is a predicted model, not a curated record. The transcript has a single exon. Lineage: Eukaryota; Fungi; Ascomycota; Eurotiomycetes; Eurotiales; Aspergillaceae.
CUGACCAUGAAUCAAACGCUCUGCGGCGACUAAUGGCCGGCUCUCCUUGUUCUCCAUCACGAUCACGUGAGCCACCAAGAAUCAGCAGUAGCAUUGUGAGUGCUGCCGUAUCACCAGGAAAGAACGAUGUAUUUCAGGAUGCUGUAGAGGAGCAGAUUCAGGGUCCUGCAGAGGGUGACAAACCAAAGGUUCCGACAGAGGCUAUUCUUUCUAGCAUGCACAACAUCAUUCGGGGUCAUUACAACGAAAACAACAAGGGAUAUGCUUACGUUUACCGGGACAGUAAGGAUGAAUGUCAGCGCUUCAAGAUUGGAUCGACGGAUCGGCCAGAAGACCGCAAAAAAGAGCUCGACAAGCAAUGCAAACUCAAGGGCUGGGAAUUGGUACAGGAUCCUAAAAUGCCUAUUUGGGAGUAUAAACGACUCGAAAGGCUCGCCCACAGUGAGCUGACGAACUUCAGAUGUGAUACUAUAUGCCCCGGUGAUGGUAUGAAACAUCGGGAGUACUUUUAUGGCUCAAACUCUACUGCCUCUGAGGUCUUAGGACGCUGGUCGCGGUGGCUAGUAGAUCACGAGCCAUAUGACAAGAAGAGCGAGCUGAAGCCUUUCUGGUCCGAUCGCCUUGAAUGUUUCAUGGCUAACAAAAUGGCCUCGUUCUAUUUUAACUGCAGGAAGGGUACAUGCUCACGGAGAGAUUCCACUCCCGUUGCUUGCCAGGAAUGUCUUCAGAUAGGAUGGAAAGUGUGGACAGAACCAACGACGUUAGACAAGGCUAGGUACUACUGUCCUUAUUAUGCCAAGGCCGUAUGGGAGCGCACACCCACACUGUCAACCUGUUUUCUCCUUAUCUUGUGGGGCAGAUUGAUUGCGCCGAUGAUCCUUGCUCUUUUGCAUAGUUCCGAACGUCGUGGAGGGUUAAUCGUGACUGACAUUAUUAUAUGCAUAUGCGCCCUCUUCUGUCACCUUUCCCAAAACAAGGCACCACAGGGCGAAUUUAAGACGAAGCACACCGGUAAGAGAGCUACGUCAGCUGCGGGACAAUCCGAUAUAUCUCCAGGGGUGUACUCAACCAGACAUGGCCAAGAAGAUACUCCUGCAAAAAAGAGAAGGCGAUCAUAGCAAUUUCGAACGAUUCGGGAACCCCGGUCUGUCGCUGCACCAAAGAAAACAAAGCCAUAUUGGCGCAUAUGGAGUGUUUUCGGUCAGCACAUCCUGUCAUGCCAUGGAAAACUAGCAGCAGCUCGAGAUCGCUCCGGUCAAUAACAGGGCAAGUCGGAAAACAAGGUCCGUUCCUCUUCGUAAUGUAAUAGGCACGAUGUUGUAUAUGGUGAUCUACGCGACACACCACUAUCAUCGGCGUGGAUAUGCUCCAUCCAUCGUUGCAGCGACUGUUCUAAACGAAACUAGGUUGUCAGACGAACACUGGGCGACAAUCAUUGCGGGCUGGUGUGUAGUCCCGAGGUUAUGCUGGGAUACCCACCCGCGAUGAUGUCAAUAGGGAUUCCCGGCCC